AGCACAGGCUGAAAAGGGUAAAUUUAUUGAGAAUGGAAUGGAUGCAAUCGUGCAAUCUGUUGAUGAAUUUUUUUAUCUGUUAUAAUAUAUGGAAACUUGAAACGUAAUCUAUCGCACAGGAAAUGGUUAGAAACGGGUUUCUUUCAACUUCAUAUGAAUUCCCAAGUUUAGUGGAAAAAAUGAUUUCCCUGCAUAUUGUACUUGUCUUUGCUUGUGUUUCGACUGUGUUGUGAACUUCAAUGAAGCUAGUUCCUGUCACCGCACCCAAAUGCGAUGACUGAUACAUUUUGUAACCGGAAAUGGUAAUUAAUAUGCAUAAAUUUUAUUCGAAUGAUUCCAUAAACAGUCCGAAGUGGUUAUGAUUGGUAUUCUGAGGGAUAUUGAAUAUUUUUGCUAUGUUGUGGAAAAUUGAUUCGUGAUAAAACAUUUUCAAUAGUUAUUACUUAGCAUGGAUGAAGGGACUUUAAACGAUUUAUUAGAGUGUUCUGUGUGCUUAGAAAGAUUAGACACUUCAAGUAAAGUAUUACCCUGCCAGCACACAUUUUGCAAGAAAUGCCUAGAAGAAAUAGUUCACAAGCACAAAGAGCUCAGGUGUCCAGAAUGUCGAGUUUUAGUUCAAAUCAAAGUGGAGGAGCUGCCACCAAAUGUACUUCUUAUGAGGAUUUUGGAAGGUAUGAGGAAUGCAGGUAAUUCCAUUCCCAAAAGAAUCCAUCGAACAACAAGGAGUCCAAAUCAUAUGUUAGUAACUCCUGCUCUACAAACAACCCCUAUUCAUCAGUCUCAUGGCACACCUGACCAUAGAAUUAACACGAAUAAGCAACAAGCAUUGCACUUGGUUCCCCAUCAACCCCAUGCCAUGGCCAUGUACGAUUAUACUGGGGAAUUGAGCUUCAAACGGGGUGACCUCAUCAUUUUAAGAAAGAGAAUCGAUAGCCACUGGUACCAAGGAGAAUGUGGUGGAAAACAAGGAGUUUUUCCAUUAAGCUAUGUACAGAUCAUAACUCCAGUCCCCAGUCAUAUACCCCAGUGUAAGGCAUUAUAUGAUUUUCGUAUGACCAAUGAUGAAGAAGAAGGUUGCUUGGCUUUCAGUAAAGGGGAUAUCAUAAACGUUAUCAGAAGAGUCGAUGAGAAUUGGGCUGAAGGCAAGUUAGAAGGCCGCAUUGGAAUUUUUCCUCUCGCCUUUGUCGAGUUGAAUAGUUUGGCAAGAUCUUUGAUGAAGCUUUCUUCAAAUGCACAACCUGGUCCUUCUCGCUUAGCCCCACCUACUCCCACCGCUGAGGAUAGCGCUCCUCUCAUCCCAACAGAUCACACGAGGAAUAUAGUACCACAACAGUUGUGCCAAGUGGGGUCCCCACACGCGAGGCCCCUGGCCCAGCAAGGGCCCAUCGUGACUUCCGAUUCCAGUUCAACAGUCAGCUCAGGUAGCUCUUCUACCAACACUCCAAACGUUUCUUCUAGUAAUAAUUCUUCGAGUUCGAGUACUGCCCCCUCUUCUCCUGCCUCGCCGCCACCGAGAAAUCAGCCACUGCCGCCAAAAAAUACAGCAGCGAGAGGUGAUAUUUUGAAUUCCAAAAUAUCGACGGGUCAACGUACGCAGCAUCCCCAAAAUACCCGUUUGACUGAUGCUGUUCACGUUUCCACUCAUCAACACAGCAAAGAGAAAAGGCAUAGUUUCACCAGUUUGACGACGCCCCAUCACGCUGUCUCUGUUGGUCACAACAGGCACUCUGCAGAAAUAUUGGCUAGUGAAGGACAGCAGUUAUCUGCAGGCACUGAGAGAACUAAAAGAAGCGUCCAUGCUAUUGGUGUUCACGAAGUACCACUGCCAGCCACAUAUGUUGCCCUUUACCCGUAUAAGCCUCAGAAAACAGAUGAGUUGGAGUUGAAGAAAGGCGGCAUUUAUAUGGUUACCGAGAUAUGUCAAGACGGCUGGUAUAAAGGUACGUCGAACCGUACCCAGAAAUGCGGCGUUUUCCCCGGCAACUACGUCACCCUUGCUCGUGGCUCCUCCAACUCAUGCCACGUGACCACCAAAGAGCCGGGCGCCGUCGCCGAAUCCAAACUACCCGUAAGUUUCACGAGGAGCGGCAAGAGCGUGUCGUCGUCUCCCCGUUCUGCUUCCUCUAACCCUCCCGAGCUACCUCCUCGUGCUACCAGUCCUAAUGCUAUCUCCUCCAGCUGGCACGGUCACCAGGACGCGUCCGCUGUCCCGCUUGGUAGGAGUAGCAGCGCUAUCAUGCCUGGGCAGGCCGCUAUUGCUAAGGCUGUCGAUAAGCCAAAGGACCGCAAGGAGAAAGGCACCGUUAGUCUCAUGAGGCGGUUAACAAGCAUGAAGAGAUCCAAAUCGCCACCUCCUACUACGUACUCAAUGGAUAACCCAGUAUUUGAAGAUGGGGGCGUUGUUGGUAACAAGCCAACUCAAGCUAUCCACCCGGUACAUGUCAGGUCUGGAUCUUGUCCGAGUCAACUGCUUCAGAUCCAACCGAAUGAUCAUCACCGUAUGUUUGGAUCUACCUCGCAACGUCAUAAGCAUAAAGAACGUCCCUCAAUACUUACUCAUAAUCCCAGUUCUAGAACAACAGAAAACCCGGCCGGCAGCUCCGGUUCCAGCCCUGACAUUCAUCGUCACCGAAAAUCCAACUCUUUGGACGCUGGAAACAAGACAAAAACUGGCGUCCAAACUGUCCGAGAAAGGUUUCGUUGCAUCGCCCCUUACCCCCCAAACAGCGAAUACGAGUUGGAGUUGCAGGUGAACGACAUCAUAUAUGUGCACAAGAAGCGAGAAGACGGGUGGUAUAAGGGCACACAGCAGAGAACAGGCAAGACGGGACUGUUUCCCGCUAGUUUUGUUGAAAGUUACUAAUUUACUUUACAAAAAUCCUUAGGCGUAUGUACUGUGAAGAAAGCUAACAGUGGAGCAAUAUUUUUUCGGUUUUAAAGUUUAUUCAGCGUUAAUGUUUGUUUUUUUUUGAGUAUGAAGUACAAUGUUUCCAAAUUAUGGUAUGAAAAUUACUUGACCAUGAAAUGAAACUCACGUUUUUUAUAAAGAGCCCAAAUUGAAUUUUUUUUUGACAAUUUAAAUAUGAAGCUCGUGAAAAUUGUAGAUGCAACUGUUGAUUUGUUAAUGUAAUGAAAUUAUUGGUCAUUUUGAAGAAAAACCCCAAAAUAUCUUCGAAAAUAUGUAACUUACAACUUGAAUGAAUCCACCUUAAGAGUAAUUAAAUUAAAAGGUCCACAAUUGGCAUCAAGGACUGAAGUCACUAAUCUGAUGAUGGAUACUCUAAUUAUCGUGUUUUGAACAUUUUGGAAAACUGCCUUCUCAAGUUUCUUGAAUCAAAAAAAGUUGCUAUGUACAAGUUCCGUAAAAAAUAAGUUACAUUUGAGCUAGUGGCAUAUAUCACUUUCAUAGUGCCAUUUUUGUUUUGUGCAAAUAUAUCAUCAAUGAAAUUUCCUUCAACUUCAACAUAUGAAGAAAAUAUGAAUUUCUUUGGUGGUGAUUCAUAAUUAUCUAACAUAUAAAACUAAAAAGGAUGAUAUAGCUUCAGAAGCCAAAUAGAUAGGAAGGAAAUAACUGUUCAGUUUGACUCAAUUUAUAUUCAAAGAAUAUGAACUUUAUGGGUAAGAAACAGAGCAAAUUGUCUUAGAAUUGAUAACUAUAUUAUAUGUAAAAUUGUGUUAUGCUACGUUUUUUAUAUAUGCUUAUUUAUUAAUUUAGCUGUUUAUGUAUAUUGCAGAUAAUCGCAAUUUUCCCGUGUCUAUAUACAGGAUGUUCCGAUUUAGGCUCUCUACUUUUCAACAUAUUCAUGAAUGUCGUAAAAUCAUGUAUUUAUGUCUUGCGCUAAAUUUUUCCUAUUUGCUGCGGACCUUCAUUUACUCACUAAAAUUACUAUGGUGAUGCCUUAAACCUCCAAAAUGAUUUAAACAGCAUUGCCGCUUUAAUGGUAUGGUUAUGAAAAUCGAUAAAUAGUAUGAAAUGUUAUAUUAACAAAACAUCAACAACUCGGUUGUUUCCAACAUCAAAGACAUCAAUUUGCUUAUUUCCCCCAUCAUCAACAAGGCUCUAAUAGUUCUCAGAUUCUUGAAAAAAAGUAACUGCUGAUUUUGUAAAUACAGACUCGUCAAAAGUAUUAAAGUGGGCCUUGGUAAGACCACACAUUGGUGUAUAGGCUUUCAUAGCCGGGGUGUAACAAAUUUUCCUAUGUUUCCAGAUUUAUUAGUAGGGGUUUGCAGGAUUUUUUACCUGACAUUUCAUCUGCUACUGCGGCAACCAUUAUCAAAGGUUUGCUUAUCGCAGCAAAGUGAAUCAAAGUGAUUUACUUUGCUGCGAUGCGCAAAUAAGAAAUUAUCCUGGUGCAUUUGUACUUAUAUAUUUUACGUUUGUUUGAAGGUGAUUGACAA
Messenger RNA from Leptinotarsa decemlineata (Colorado potato beetle), 4398 nucleotides. It is a transcript of the gene POSH, whose product is annotated as SH3 domain containing ring finger posh. Lineage: Eukaryota; Metazoa; Arthropoda; Insecta; Coleoptera; Chrysomelidae. The record is from RefSeq and is a predicted model, not a curated record. Gene Ontology annotation, molecular function: protein binding. Gene Ontology annotation, cellular component: cytoplasm.